Papilio machaon (common yellow swallowtail) is the source of this 2689-nucleotide messenger RNA. It is a transcript of the gene lobo, whose product is annotated as dynein regulatory complex subunit 7. Gene Ontology annotation, cellular component: motile cilium. Bases 5 to 2689 code for a protein of 894 amino acids. The transcript is spliced from 15 exons. Lineage: Eukaryota; Metazoa; Arthropoda; Insecta; Lepidoptera; Papilionidae. Gene Ontology annotation, biological process: flagellated sperm motility. The record is from RefSeq and is a predicted model, not a curated record.
AAACAUGGCCUCAAUAAAGUUAUCUUCAGAAACUUUUUCGAUAGAAAAGAAAACUGAUGUUGAACAAUUAGAUCCAGUUCCGGAAAUUAAUGAAAGUAUAGUUACGCAAAUUUUUGAUCGACCGUGUGAAGAAGGCGAAUUUAAUGAAAUAUCACCGAGGAUUUUUACUCGUAAAGUUGUAAACGACAAACUUAAUAUAGAAUCUUUAGUUAAUGCCAUUUACGAGCUUGGGAUAGUGAAUCUUUGUUGGCCGGAAAUAAAAGAACCAGUUUUUGAAACAAGAUCAUGCUUUCCGAAGAGUUAUUAUACGAACACUGAUAAAGAGAGACUUUUACUUGCCUAUGCUGAAAAUUUUAGGCGCCAAUUUCUGUUAUUUUACAAGUUUCGAAGACCUUUGUUACUACAAGCGCCUAAUGAAUGUGGUUUGCAGAAAAUGGUUUGUACGACGAUUAGACCUACAAAACUCUGCUACUCCGACACCACUACAUGGCAAGGGAUCGCUACGUUGGUUUCGGAAUAUUUUGAUUAUGAACCACUUGCGAAACCCAUGCUGCACCCUGAACGCAUAAUGUCUCCGUACACGGCGAUCAUCCGUCGCAGCGGCAACCCAUUCGAGCUGGCGCACGUGCUGGUGUCGUGGCUGGUGGGCGGUGGGUACGAUGCGUACGUGGUGGUUGGCUGCGCGCAACGCGACGUCUGUAUGGCGAUACGAUAUCGCACCGACUGCCCGCACAUACCUGAUGAAAACCCGGUAGUUGAAGAACCGCCCCCGCCAGAGGCAGAACCGCGUUAUCGCCUUGUGCCUUUGCCGGACUUCUCGUCGAAAUACUGCAAGGAUAUGGAAAAAAAGGAGGCAGACCAGAGACAAGCUGAGAUCGACAAAGCGGAGAAAGCGAGGAGAGACAGAAUCGCGGAAUUCGAAAAGCCUCCACCGGACAAGAUAGAUGGGUGGCGGACACACGCAUGGGUGCUGGUGCUACCAGGCUUCAUGGGCAUCGAGGAGCCAUUCUUCAUAGAGCCUAGUGAGGGCAACCGAUAUCCCGUGGACGCUAACCAGUACCAGCAGCUAGAUUCUGUUUAUAACAAUGAAAAUUAUUAUGUAAACAUCCAGUCGUGUGCUGACGGUCUAGGCAGCCUGAACUACGACCUAGGCGACCUGCAGUGUUGGGAGCAUCUGCUGGCCGGGGAGCCGCACCACCGCAGGCAGCUGGUCGGCAUCGAUACAGCUGACAAGUCUUCAGCAAUACACACAGAGAAACAUCUAGACGCGCCCGCCAGUUGGGUUGAGAAGUUGGAUAUUAGUGCGGACGAAUACGAGCAGCGCUACCCUGGUAGUCACAAAGUAAUUCAUUACAAGAAGGUGCUAAUGGAGCAGUUUUCUCCGUACUCGCAGGCAAAUGGCAUCGUCAAAAGGAUCAAGAUAUUCGAGGACUAUGCGCUGAGUGUGCCAUUACUUACCUACGAAUGGUAUCAAAAUAGAGUGGACAAGAUGAAGUACUCACGACUAGACCAUAAGAAAAAAGAGAUGCGGGAGACUUUCGGAAUUGGCAGGAAGGAUCAUUUGUUAAAGCACGAGUACGCGCUGGAGGCGCCGGUAACGUCAGUGGAGGCGCACCGUACGCUGUACUUCAACUACUACCCGAGACUCGACCACCUCGAAAGAAUAGAGUGCACGCCGCUCACCUUCGACGAGUAUUAUAUUAACAGGAGCGAUAGGUUAGAAUCAAGAUUUAUAUCGUACACCGAAGGGACCAAGGCAGAACCAAAACGCAGCCUCAAAGACGUCAUAGAGACGUACAGUAGGAACCCCGAUGUUCCUGCCAAAGACGACGUGUGGAAAAGGAUCUUUCAUAUACAGGAAAAUGCAAUCGAACUGCUCUACCAUUAUGACUAUAAUUUCGUAACAAACGAUACACGGAGUUUUAUUAAGCCCAAUUUAGCUGAGACUGGCGGAAAAAUAUUAUUCUAUCCUGAUAAGACUACGGGUUAUGUCGCCAAUCCCAUCGCGAAGCAGCCGCGUCCAUUAAACGUGUACUACGCGCUGUGCGAUAACAUGGCGUGGGAGCAACGCAGCAACAAGCACAUACGCGACCGCGAGGCCGACAUCAUCGAUUACCUCGCGCACCGACACCACGAGCUGACAGAACCUCAGCUGUAUGUCGCGCUCUUUGACACCGAGAGGAACGAGGAGGCCAAACGUGGCUGGAAGGAACAGGAGACACAAAAAGCAGAAGUGACAGAGCGGGAGAAGGAGGCGGAGAUCGACCCCCUGGCGCCGUACCUAGCGCGCAUGUUCGGCAGCGGGCACGGCGCGGGCGCGGGCACCGCACUCACUUACCAACAGGCGGCGCUGCUGCACGAGCAAUGCGUUACUGACUUCAAAGCCAAGCAGCUUGAGCGACAGAAUCUCAUACAGACCAGAUAUGAUAAGCUCAAUGGUGAAUACAAGGCCAAGCGGCUGUGGUACCUCGCCAACCAGUUUAUCUUAACUCCAGAGAAAGAGUCUGCAUAUUUUGCCACAAGCGCGGAGCUGGCGUUCCGCGUGCACUCUCUGGAGGUGCGGCUGACGCGACACCGGGAUCUCUCCGGCCCGAGGUUCCGCGCGCUGGAGGACUACCUAAACAAGCACCCGCUGCUCAAAGACUACAACAGGAUGAGGAAACUGAAGGCUUUGCAGGAAAAGUUAUAG